UUUUAAAUCAGCUAUACAGCAGAUUGUCGAUUUAAGCGCUUGAUUGCUUUAAGUGGCGAAGCUGAUGAAUCAAUUCAACAAUUAGUACAUGGCCUAAUUGUCUAAUUAUUUUUUAGGCGGUUACAAAUCAGUCAAGCAAUAAAAAUAUCUGAUUUGGCUACCUUUGCAAAGGAGAAAUCCAAGUCAGUUAGGUGCAGUAAGAGAAAUGAUGGGUAGAAAGAAGAGAGCCAAAACAUGUGACACUUUGUCACAUGUGAAAGAAGAUAGGAUAAGCCAGCUACCUGAACAUUUGAUAUCUGAAAUACUUUUUCAUCUUCCUACCAAGGAGGCCGUAAGCACCAGUGUCUUGUCUUCGAAAUGGAGAAACACUUGGCGAUCCGUUCCCGCACUGGACUUAUACUCCGCCAAAUUCUCGAAUUUUGAUGCUUUUCUCAGUUUUGUUGAAAGGUUUUUGGACUCAAACAGGGAGGAGUCCACUGCUCACUCUUCGGGGCAGCUACGCAAAUUCUGGUCAAAUUUUCAUGAUUUAGAUGGUAGGUUUAAGGAUUUCCCAACCCGAUGGGUUGAUGCUUUGACUAGGCGUAGGAUUCAGCAAAUCGAUCUUACUUUUUUCAUCUUUUAUCCGGCUCAUAAGGUACCAGCCCUUAACAUAUAUACAUGCAAGACACUGGUACACUUACGUCUCCGUGGAGCCAAACUAGCUAAUGCCGAGUCUGUUUCCUUGCCUUGUCUAAAGAUCAUCUAUUUAGAAUAUGUUAAAUACCCCAAUGAGUCCACUUUGGAGAAACUUAUCUCAGAGUCCCCAGUUCUUGAAGAUUUAACGCUCGUAAGCCUCUCAACCGCUAAUGCAACUGGUGUACAAGUGUGCUCUAAGACGCUGAAGAGAAUCCGCAUUCAUAAGUUCCAAGUAGUGAUUGAUGCUCCUUUACUUGAGUGCAUAAGGACUGAGAUUGAGUCAGGAAAAGACUUUGAGAUCAUCAAUGUGGGUUCCUUUGCCAAACUAGAUAUUGAUGUUGCCUUAGGCAAUGCGACAUACAAUAUUAGCAUUGUUCCUGACAUCCUCACCGACAUAUGCAGAUGGGUUAGGGAUCUAGUUCUUAGUAGUAAUGUUUUCUGGAAGGAUAUUUUGCUAUACUCCAACUCUGGACCGGUGCUUCACUUUCGUGAUCUAUCCCGGCUUGAUGCUAAAUUUUCUAAAUCUGAUCUUGAAAUGUUACCAACAAUUCUUGAGAGCUGCCCAAGACUAGAAUAUUUCAGAUUGGAAUUGGUCAAGGACAAAUCCAAGCGUCGUGAGAGGAAGAAAGAUCCAAAGGUGAUGUUUGCAACUGUGCCUCAGUGCUUGGAAACGUCACUCAAGUUUGUGGAACUGAAACGUUUGAUUCCGGGGUAUGAAGGAGAAAUAAAGCUGGUAAGGUACUUGCUGAAGAAUUCAAAAAUCCUGGAGAAACUUAGGCUUGAUGUUUACUAUACACAAAAGAAAAAGUGUGACUUCCUCAAAGAACUCGUUUCAUCGCCAAGAUGCUCUACCGCUUGUGAAGUCCUUGUUCUUUAGGGAAGAUAUCAAAGGUCACAGGAAAUGAGCAUACAUCAAGUCGCUUUCAAGGUUUCUUCGUCAAUGCAGUUUUCUGUAAUGAACUUGUAAAUUUAUCUUCAUCAUUUUUUCAUAAAAACUUCUUAAGCCAUUAGAUAUGUCUGAGUCUUGCAAAUGACAAUAAUUAUGAUUCUCCUGGAUUUCGUUUUUAAUUUGUUUUUGGUCA
Messenger RNA from Capsella rubella, 1757 nucleotides. RefSeq names its product F-box/FBD/LRR-repeat protein At1g51370. Gene Ontology annotation, molecular function: protein binding. The transcript is spliced from 5 exons. The record is from RefSeq and is a predicted model, not a curated record. Lineage: Eukaryota; Viridiplantae; Streptophyta; Magnoliopsida; Brassicales; Brassicaceae. Bases 206 to 1552 code for a protein of 448 amino acids.